This is a messenger RNA of Bufo bufo (common toad), 1521 nucleotides long. RefSeq names its product alkB homolog 2, alpha-ketoglutarate dependent dioxygenase (gene ALKBH2). The transcript is spliced from 4 exons. The record is from RefSeq and is a predicted model, not a curated record. Bases 164 to 925 code for a protein of 253 amino acids. Lineage: Eukaryota; Metazoa; Chordata; Amphibia; Anura; Bufonidae. Gene Ontology annotation, biological process: DNA repair.
UAACCGCAAAGCUAGCCUUCAUUUCAGCAGCUUUUUGAGAGGCAGGUAAGGAUCCUGCACCGAGGGAUGAGAGGUGUCGCUGCAGUAAAUUAGCUCCUAUUGGAGAAAACUCUGUCAUGUGACCACUAAUGGACGUUCGUCUGUAGAUGCAACAUGCACAAUAAUGGAUAAGUUUGUGAUUAAAAAAGCCAAAACUAAAAGCAAAAGGACUCUUGUUGAUGACACUGGCAGUCCUACAGAGGACCUGACGAGAAAGAAGUGUAGGACUGAAGAGGCUGACGCUCGGCUGGAACAGACUUGUACAUGGAAGAGGAUCCGUGAAGAAAACCUGAGCUGUGAUUAUACCUCUCUAUUCAACAAGGCAGAAGCUGAGGAGAUCUUUCAGCAGCUAGAAAAAGAUAUUGUAUAUUUUACAGGAGACUUGAGUAAAGUUCAAGUAUAUGGUAAAUGGCAUAAUGUUCCAAGGAAGCAGGUGACUUUUGGUGAUGAAGGACUGACCUAUACAUUUUCUGGCAUCACAUUGUCUCCCAAACCAUGGAUUCCUGUGCUGAACCUUAUACGGGAGAGAGUACAAUUGGUCACGGGGCACUCUUUCAACUUUGUUCUUAUUAACAGAUAUAAAGAUGGUAAUGACCAUAUCGGUGACCACAGAGAUGAUGAAAAGGAGCUGGUUCCACAAAGUCCCAUUGCGUCUGUGUCUUUUGGAGCUUGUAGGGAUUUUGUCUUUCGACAUAGAGACUCACGAGGCAAAAAUUCUGUGCGUACGAUUGAACCUGUGAAGCUGGAGCUAGAGCAUGGUAGCUUGCUUAUGAUGAACUUCCCAACCAAUGUCUACUGGUACCACAGCCUCCCAGUCAGAAGAAAAGUACUUGCUGCACGAGUUAAUCUAACAUUCCGUAAAAUGAAGCCACCAAGCCAGAGAUAAGCAGACCAUUGUGAUAGGAAGGAAAUGGGUCAGAGAGUAACCAAGCCUGAUGCAGUUGUGAAUUAAUGGCAAACUGUAUUUUGCAUAGUUUUCACUUGUGUUCAUAUGCUAAUUUCAGAUGAGGGGCCAGUAUUAAAAGGGUUGUCUGAGUUCCUGCCCUGCACCUUCAAUUUACAGCUAGAUGAGAAGUCACAAAAAGCGUGAAGAUGUCACCGUGUCAAAUGACAUGCUGCUACAAUAGUAAUGGCUGCUGUCAUCAACUACAGCUAGUCACUACUAAGUGUCGAUCACAGUGGGCUCGACCCAGCGAAUGCUUUGUUUGGUCAUUCUGACAACUGACUGACCAACUGCAGCCCACCUCAUUUUGGUUAAAGGGCCCCCUGCUACUCACGAGAACAGGCAUCUGUGUUUCCCAAGACACACAUGCGUGUCCCCUACAACAUUCAACUCUAUACGGCGGGUGUUGAUAGCAAGCACUUGUAUUCAACGAUCUUCAGCAGCCUCAGCAUGCAAGUGUGUCUGCCACUGCAUUCAAACAGGGGCCCCAGCAGUCAGACACUUAUCCCCAUAAGUUGUUGUAAUGGGAAAACCUCUUU